This is a messenger RNA of Botrytis fragariae, 294 nucleotides long. RefSeq lists its product as uncharacterized. The record is from RefSeq and is a predicted model, not a curated record. Lineage: Eukaryota; Fungi; Ascomycota; Leotiomycetes; Helotiales; Sclerotiniaceae. The transcript has 2 exons. Bases 1 to 294 code for a protein of 97 amino acids.
AUGCAAGGACCUUCAUCCUGGGGAGGAACGCGGAUAUAUGUCGAAGUUGUGUCAACUAUCCCUUCUGCUAAACUUCGGAAAAUUAAUUUCGAUAUGCAACAGGAUUUCUGCCUCAAACAUUCAACAUUCUCAAUCACUAGUCGUGGUCAAGAUCUUGUCAGGCUCCAUAUAACCGUGGCCAGUAAUGAGCAACAAAACUUUGAAUAUGAAGCACCAGGGCCAGCAUUUGGUACCCUUCUAUCGGAGAGAAUUCGUCGACAUGCAACAGAACAACAGAUGGAAGAUCUUACUUAA